GAGAGAGAGAGAGAGAGAGAGGCAGGCGAGAUGUGGGUGCUGAGGCAUGCGCCGCGGCGGGUCUGGCGGGUCUUCCAGGCCAGGAGGCUCUCGGGCCCCGCUCAGCAAGAAGGUAAAAGUAAUGCUGAAGAAAAUACACUCCGACCAUUGUACAUGGAUGUCCAAGCAACUACUCCUAUGGACCCCAGGGUUUUGGACAGCAUGCUGCCUUACCUUGUGCAUUUCUAUGGCAACCCACACUCUAGAACCCAUGCUUAUGGGUGGGAAAGUGAAUCUGCUAUGGAAAAGGCCAGAAAUCAAAUUGCAUCUCUAAUAGGGGCAGAUCCUCGAGAAAUUAUUUUUACCAGUGGAGCAACAGAAUCCAACAAUAUAGCAGUUAAGGGUAUUGCAAGAUUCUAUAAAUCCAGAAAGAAACAUAUAAUUACAACACAAACCGAACACAAAUGUGUGUUGGAUUCUUGCCGUGCACUAGAAGCUGAGGGCUUUAAAGUUACAUACUUGCCUGUAAAGAAAAAUGGAAUUAUAGAUUUAAAGGAUCUACAAAGUGCAAUACAACCAGACACAAGCUUGGUUUCUGUGAUGGCUGUGAACAAUGAGAUAGGAGUGAUACAGCCAGUUGGUGAUAUCGGUCGGAUCUGCAGCUCCCAUAAAAUAUUCUUUCACACAGACGCUGCCCAGGCAGUUGGGAAAAUCCCACUGGAUGUCAAUGAAAUGAAAAUUGAUCUAAUGAGCAUCAGUGGCCACAAAAUAUAUGGCCCCAAAGGGGUUGGUGCAAUUUAUGUUCGGCGACGACCAAGGGUGAGAGUGGAACCCAUACAGAGUGGAGGAGGCCAGGAACGAGGAUUACGUUCGGGGACUGUGCCAACUCCUUUAGCUGUAGGCCUUGGAGCAGCUUGUGAAUUGGCACAGCAAGAGAUGGAGUAUGACCAUAAGCGAAUUAGCUUAUUGGCUGACAGGCUAGUUACAAAAAUAAUGGCAGAAGUUCCUGAUGUGGUAAUGAAUGGAGAUCCAGAGAACCGAUAUCCAGGCUGCAUCAACCUGUCUUUUGCAUAUGUGGAAGGAGAGAGUCUGCUUAUGGCACUUAAAGAUGUGGCACUUUCUUCUGGAAGUGCAUGUACAUCUGCAUCUUUGGAACCAUCAUAUGUGUUGCGUGCAAUUGGAACAGAUGAAGAUUUGGCUCAUUCAUCUAUAAGGUUUGGCAUUGGCCGUUUCACUACAGAAGAAGAAGUGGAUUAUACUGUGACAAAAUGUAUACAGCAUGUCAAGAGAUUAAGGGAGAUGAGUCCGCUGUGGGAAAUGGUACAGGAUGGCAUUGAUUUGAAGAGCAUUAAAUGGACACAGCAUUAAAGAAAGGAGAUGCCUUAUAAACGUAGACUGCACUGAUGUGGACUGAAUGGAUGUAUUCUGUACAUGCCCAAAGAAAACUAUGUGGCACCUAUUUCAAAAUGCACAACAUCUCUGUGACAAGGGAAUUGCCAUUUCUGAAUACAGAAUCCGAAAAAUAAAUCUGAAACAUGUAAUCAGACCUAUAUUACACAGCAAAUAUACAGAGACAUCUGGUUCUUUGCACCAAAGAAAUUACUGUAUUUUUAUUUGAAGGUCAACGUAGUAUGUCAAGUAAGUGUUGUACUCUGAAAAAUGUUUCUGCGAUGUUUUCUCUCGAAACAACUUUGCAUCUGUUUCAUCAACAUUUAUUCUGCAGCAGAAAAAUGUAUUUGGAUGUACUAUAUGGUCAGAAGUAAACCUUUUAUCCAAGGUAAUUUUCCAUCUAAAAAUCCUGUGCCAUAUUUUUGAUCAGUGGUGUGUAUGUUAUAAUAAUUAGUACAGCUAUGGCAAGGCCAAAUAGUGAUUGAAUAAAGAUGACUUUGCUCAUAAUAAAAUGCAACUUAUUCUCAUAA
Molecule: messenger RNA, 1898 nt
Organism: Anolis sagrei ordinatus
Lineage: Eukaryota; Metazoa; Chordata; Lepidosauria; Squamata; Anolidae
Gene: NFS1
Product: NFS1 cysteine desulfurase
Biological process (GO): [2Fe-2S] cluster assembly
Cellular component (GO): mitochondrion; cytosol; nucleus
Molecular function (GO): cysteine desulfurase activity; pyridoxal phosphate binding
Source: RefSeq, a predicted model, not a curated record